This is a messenger RNA of Halichondria panicea, 955 nucleotides long. RefSeq names its product origin recognition complex subunit 6-like. The record is from RefSeq and is a predicted model, not a curated record. Gene Ontology annotation, biological process: DNA replication initiation; DNA replication. Gene Ontology annotation, molecular function: DNA binding. The transcript is spliced from 6 exons. NCBI's taxonomy places the organism in Eukaryota, Metazoa, Porifera, Demospongiae, Suberitida, Halichondriidae. Bases 16 to 876 code for a protein of 286 amino acids. Gene Ontology annotation, cellular component: nuclear origin of replication recognition complex.
GAGUCAUUCAUUCCUAUGACACCGGUCAACGCUGUUACAACGGGUAAAGAUCAUCAAUCUCUAGAGAAGCUGAAGAUGAACCAAGUGAGGUCCUAUUCCAGGCGACUAAAACUCCCAGGAGCUGUGACAGAACAAGCAGAAGAGUACCAUAGACUGGCAGAGGUCAAAUGCUCUUCUUCUCUGAGAACUGAGCCCUCCCUCACACUGGUGUGCAUCGACUUGGCCUGUGUGAAGCUGGGAGAGCCAGUGAACAAAAAGCAGCUGCAGUGUUUAUCUGGCCAACAACCCAGGGGUUACCUGAGCACCUACCAGCUGGUAGAGAAGUUGCUCAAUGUCGCCGGACAGGUGGGGGUGAAGGAACUGGCGAUGAGGUUCGGCAACUUUGAGGGGGAGGCACUGGCAGAUGAGAUAUUGAAGAGAUAUAGAGAGCGUAUCGACGGAAAGUACACAGCUGCCCAGAAAGAAGCUCUGGACCUGACCAAACCUCUUUACCCUGCAGCUGCCCUCUACUGCGCCUGCAAGUUAUUGAAGAUUCACUGUAACAAGAGUAAGUAUCAAGGAGCUUCUCAAAGCACAAGAGCUAUGUUCCUGAAUGUGCUGGAGGAGAUCAACCAGUGUGCACCCAAAGAUAUUGAUGCUUUUAAACAAGGAAAGAAGAGCAAAGCCAUCACAAUUUCAAAAGUAAAAGACACAGAGACCACAAUUGACAUGCCAGUUGAUCAUAACUCCAAGCCAUCCGUCACGAAGCACAUCGGUAGGGAAUCAUUCCACAGUAGGAUUCAGAGUGACCCAACUGAUGACACUUACCUCAAGUGGAAAGAUGCCAUUUUAAGGGAGGCAAAGAAACAAUUGACUGAUCAGACAUUAAACUCGUAAUACAUUAUUUUUGUUGUGCUAAGAUUUUCAAUUACAUGGAUAUUGUUAUGGAAGAAAAAGGCGAUUGAUUGUUGUAUCA